AUGGGCAAGGACAAGGUCGAGAAGGACAAGAAGCGCGCUGAGAAGAAGGAGAAGCGUGCCGAAAAGGACGGUAUUUCCAAGUCCAAGAAGGACAAGAAGGAUAAGAAGGACAAGACCGCUCUCGCCGAUGCGGUAGAGAAGGAGAUCACCUCCCAGGUCCUGGAGGGCUUGGACCAGGCUGCUGCUGCCGGUGCCGCUGAGAUUGAGGUCGAUGCCAUGGCUAUCGACCGCCCCGUCGGCGCUGUCGUUCCCUUCGCCAACCCUCUGGUCGAGGACAAGCAGGCCAAGAAGGUGCUCAAGAGCGUGAAGAAGGCUGCCGUCAACAAGUCCCUCAAGCGCGGUGUCAAGGAAGUCGUCAAGGCCCUCCGCAAGUCUCCUGUCCCCGCCGCCAACGCCAAGGUCGACAUCCCCUCCGGCGUUGUCAUUCUCGCUGCCGACAUCUCCCCCAUGGACGUUAUCUCUCACAUUCCCGUUCUGUGCGAGGACCACGGCAUUCCCUACGUCUUUGUGACCUCCCGCGCUGAGCUCGGUGCCUCUGCUGCCACCAAGCGCCCCACCAGUGUUGUUAUGGUCACCCCCAAGUCCGGCAAGAACAAGAAGCUCGACGAGGAUGCCGAUGGUGAGGACUUCGGCAAGGUCUUCGAGGAGUUGGCCAAGCUCGCGGAGAAGGAGGGAAAGAGCGUUAACGUUUAA
This is a messenger RNA of Penicillium cataractarum, 693 nucleotides long. Its product is annotated as 40S ribosomal eS12 domain-containing protein. Gene Ontology annotation, molecular function: structural constituent of ribosome. Gene Ontology annotation, biological process: ribosome biogenesis. The transcript is spliced from 2 exons. The coding region runs from base 1 to 693 and encodes 230 amino acids. Gene Ontology annotation, cellular component: cytosolic small ribosomal subunit. The record is from RefSeq and is a predicted model, not a curated record. NCBI's taxonomy places the organism in Eukaryota, Fungi, Ascomycota, Eurotiomycetes, Eurotiales, Aspergillaceae.